Messenger RNA from Pediculus humanus corporis (human body louse), 270 nucleotides. RefSeq names its product RAB geranylgeranyl transferase alpha subunit, putative. Gene Ontology annotation, cellular component: cytoplasm; Rab-protein geranylgeranyltransferase complex. Gene Ontology annotation, biological process: protein geranylgeranylation. Lineage: Eukaryota; Metazoa; Arthropoda; Insecta; Psocodea; Pediculidae. The annotation marks the transcript as partial. Gene Ontology annotation, molecular function: Rab geranylgeranyltransferase activity. The transcript has a single exon. The record is from RefSeq and is a predicted model, not a curated record.
GAUUUGGAAAGUUAUCAAAAACUAUUGGAAAAAGAUUUACAAUUGACAGAACAGUGCGUGAGAGUAAAUCCAAAAUCCUAUGGUAGUUGGCAUCUUAGAAUAUGGAUCUUGGACAAUUUACCCAAACCUGAUUGGAACAAAGAGUUAAACCUUUGCACAAAAUAUCUUCAAUUAGACGAAAGAAAUUUUCACUGUUGGGAUUAUCGUAGGAUGGUCACAGAAAGAUCAAAUGUUUCUCAUUUAUCUGAAUAUGAAUUCACUCUAACAUGA